Messenger RNA from Lodderomyces oxycetoniae, 2808 nucleotides. Its product is annotated as DLT1. NCBI's taxonomy places the organism in Eukaryota, Fungi, Ascomycota, Pichiomycetes, Serinales, Debaryomycetaceae. The coding region runs from base 1 to 2808 and encodes 935 amino acids. The transcript has 3 exons. The record is from RefSeq and is a predicted model, not a curated record.
AUGAAUACCGUUAACGAGAAUAGUUCAGCAGAUGAUCCUGCUUCUAAACUGAGUGUGUCUUUGGAUCAAUCAUAUACACUGCGGCAUUCUGGUGAAAUAUCUCAUCGAUAUCAUGGCCUGUCGUUAGCACGCCAAACUAUAUAUGAAGAUGAUGACACCUUUGAAAAUGCACCUAAAUUAUCGUUUAUACACAGAUUUGUCACCAACUGGCUAAUAAUGGAUCCGGUUUUACUCAGCAAAUACGAGAACCGCGAGAAGAAGUUCAAUAGGAAUUAUAAAGUUGCUCGGCAUCGCGAUAUUUCGAGAUUCAUAUACUUCUUGGACGGGAGGUUACACACUACUAAGGACAAGCCCAUCAAUUUAUUGACCUUGCUACUUAUUGUUAUCCCUAUUGUGAUUUACUGCAUAUUUGAAGCUAGUUGGCAAUGGCACAAUAUUUCACCUGGUAUAGUCAUAAUCUUUGUUUAUUUAUGGUUCAUCACAAUAAUGAAUUUCUUUAAAGCGUCAACUUUGGAUCCGGGGAUUCUUCCAAGGAAUUUACAUAUACCCAAGUCGCCCCAAGGUAACAGAAUUGUAGAUCCGCCUGAGGAAUACUUCAAUACUAAUGAAAAACAAAAAGAAGAAGAAGAAGAAGAUAAUGUGCCACUUGACAAUAAAGAAGAGGAGAGAGGAGCCCCAACUGACAAUCUUCAAGAAGACAAUCUUUUAUUCACAUCGCUAGAGCAAUACAGACUUAGUCCUAGACAGUCUUCAUCGCAGGUACAUCUUUCUCAUGAUGAUAAUAAUAACAAUAACUCAAUAUAUUCCCCGCUGAGUGUAUCGGUAGAUCAUCUUGGUAUUUCCAAUUCAAACGCCAUUGGUUAUCGUGAUCGUGAUCGUAAUCGUGAUUUACUGUCGCAAUCUUAUAGUAGUUCCAGAACGGCGACUACUUUGUCGAAUGAAACCCAUCUGUCGCACGGCAGGUCACCAUUGGAUAGAGCAAUGACUAUAUAUACCACAGCUAUAUCGCGACCUUCAACGAGAAAAACCACCACUAUUCUCAAUAUUCCACAUCGUUUAUUGAAAUGGGUAUAUUCAAUAUCGCUAUUUAUUGUGAUUAUUUUGAUGUUGGCGUUUAUUGCAGUUACGCCACUAGAUGUCAUUGUACAAACAUUCAACUCGAGCAAUUCUACUGCAGUCAAGACUUUUAUAGUGAUUGCAGUUUGCGUUGCGUUUUUGAUAAUCUCAAUAAUCAUUUACCUUGCACGAGUGUACAAAUUCAAAGUCACGAUGAAUGAUGUCCCUCAAAAAUCGCUUUAUAUCCCUUUUGAGAAUGACUUCCCAAAGAGCGUGUUUAAGUAUAUUGAUUUGAAAUUGAAGUAUAGUCACGAUGUUUCAAUAUUGGCAGGUCCGUUACGUCAGAAUUACAUUAUUAAUCAUCCUGGGUUAUCGCCACCUGAGUAUGUUCAAAAACGAAAUGUGGACAACAAUGGAGGUAUGCUGGGGAGGUUGCUACCUCCAAACAUGCAAUAUGAUGAUGUUUUGCAAAGUUUUGCUGAUAAGUUCUACAUUGGUAAGAUUUUAACUGAUGAAGAUCUUCCAACUCAUUUCUCCAUCAGGGAUAUUUUCCUAUACUUAUCUGAACGACUAAUUGAACCGCGUAGGAGAAUGGGCAAUGGCAUAUUAAGCAAAAAUGAACCAGAUGUAGAGAAAUUGAUAGCCAUUUAUGAGAAGUGUCGAUUCGGGUCAAAAUUAAUUGAAGAGAUGGAUUUAUUCCAACUAAUGAUCGAAUUUGAUAAGUUUGGCUUAUUGUGUCAUAAUGACUAUCGGUCAACUAUGCCAAAGAAGAGGAGAUUUUCAAGAAUAUUUCAAUCAUCAGGAAAUGACUAUAAUAUCAAUGAAGAUGGUUACAUUUCAACUAGUGACUUGAAAUAUUACAGUAGUCCCAUGUUUUAUGAUUCCGAAGAGGAGGAUCAGUCAGAGGAAGAGGAUGAAAAAUACAAUAGCAAUUAUCGCGACGAAAAUGAAGAUGAGGAACGGUUUGAUUCGGAAAUGUCGACUACCGAGUCGGAAGAACUUGGAACUAAUCAAGUAGAACCAUUGGUACUGAAAAGUGAAAAUGAGCUUGACCAUAAACAAGAAGGAGAUCGAUAUUAUUCAGAUAUAGAACGAAGUUCUUUACCAGAUGCAGACCGAAGGUCAUCUCUAAGGUUGAGAAAACAAACAAGUAUCAGUAGUUCGAAAUCUGUGAUACGGAAUAAAUUAGCAUUACAAAGUAGACACACUUUGCUGAGUUUACGAUAUGACGACGGGGAUGACGAUAACAAUUCAUUAGUGAGGAACAGAUCGGGAUAUAUAACAGAUUUAGAGAAUGAUGAAUUUGAGGCGGAAGAGCUGAAAAGGUUCAACUUUAGUAGCGACAAAAGACGCAAGCAUCAGCGGGAAUUAUUCAAUUCUGAAAAUAAAGAGAUUCAAAUAGUGAUAAAUGAUGGUAUGGAGGACCUAAAUAAAAGAGAGAAAUCGGAUGGUGAGGAAGAAAAAGAAGAAGACGAUGAUGAUGAUGAUAUGAAUUUCUACCAGUUUAGAAGACGACGGAACAAUUCAUCUUUACAAGAAAACCCCGGACAGCCUAUUACGCCCAAUCAAUCCAACGAAGAACAAUCUCCAACUGUGACCGACACUAAUGACACUAUCGACACUAUCGAGCGAAGCGAGAUACGAGAUAGUGGAGCAGCUCUGACUAAUGACACUAUCGACACUAUCGACACUAUCGACACUAUCGACACUGUCGACACUAUCGAGCAAAGCGAGAUAGUGGAGCAGCUCUGA